Medioppia subpectinata is the source of this 313-nucleotide messenger RNA. Lineage: Eukaryota; Metazoa; Arthropoda; Arachnida; Sarcoptiformes; Oppiidae. The record is from the annotation of a GenBank genome assembly.
UUUCGGUCUCAUUUCAGGCGCACUGAAUAGCGAACAAAAGACAAUGAAUUUAUUGCAACUCUCGCUUAUGGCUGACGAGGAAUCGGAACCGGCUAUACAUGUGGUGGCGGAAGAGCAGGGCAAAGCGGUGCUUCCGUGUAACGUGAGUCGACCCCUUAACGACUCAAUCGAUCUGAUCCUAUGGUUCAGAGGGGACGCCGAGACGGCCCUCUACUCGCUGGACGCCCGCAAAGCCAAUGGCAUUCAACGGGCGAAACAUCUGGUCUCCGAUGAUCUCAGCUCUCGUGCCUAUAUUGACAUAACGGGAAAGUAA